Messenger RNA from Serinus canaria (Common canary), 872 nucleotides. RefSeq names its product Sin3A associated protein 18 (gene SAP18). The coding region runs from base 43 to 546 and encodes 167 amino acids. The record is from RefSeq and is a predicted model, not a curated record. Gene Ontology annotation, biological process: negative regulation of DNA-templated transcription. Gene Ontology annotation, molecular function: transcription factor binding; transcription corepressor activity. Gene Ontology annotation, cellular component: nucleus. The transcript is spliced from 4 exons. NCBI's taxonomy places the organism in Eukaryota, Metazoa, Chordata, Aves, Passeriformes, Fringillidae.
GAGGAGCCCUGCCGGGGCCGCCCCCGCCCCUGCUCUCGCGAGAUGGGCGGUGCGCGGCGCGACAUCCGGGAGCGGCACAGCAAGAUGGCGGUGGAGUCGCGGGUGACGCAGGAGGAGAUCAAGAAGGAGCCGGAGAAGCCGAUCGACCGCGAGAAGACGUGCCCGCUGCUGCUGCGCGUCUUCACCACCAACAAUGGGCGGCACCACCGCAUGGACGAGUUCUCUCGCGGCAACGUGCCCUCCAGCGAGCUGCAGAUCUACACCUGGAUGGAUGCGACUCUGAAAGAGCUGACCAGCUUGGUGAAAGAAGUUUACCCAGAAGCACGGAAGAAAGGCACACAUUUCAACUUCGCAAUUGUUUUUACAGAUCUCAAGAGACCUGGCUAUAGGGUGAAGGAGAUCGGCAGCACCAUGUCGGGCAGGAAGGGCACAGAUGAUUCCAUGACAUUGCAGUCUCAGAAAUUCCAGAUAGGAGACUACUUGGAUAUAGCAAUUACUCCUCCGAAUCGUGCACCACCCCCAUCAAGCCGCAUGAGACCUUACUAAAGUCUUGCUUCUCUUUGUAUGAUUGUGUAUUCUGUUUACUCCUACUUGCUGUUCUAAAGCAGGCUUAUUUUUUUUGCUUUUGUUACUAAGCACCUGAAGACAAAGCUGAGCAUUGUAGAAGAAAGUUAACUUUUAAACAUUAACUUUUAGUUUGUUUAGAAGAAACCCCUUCAGCUGUGCCAUCAUCCUAUCCCUGACUGUUAUAGUUUGAAUAGUAAAUUAGUGUGUCCUGUGUUCUGAAGACUUCCAUGAAAUAUGACCAGGAGGAUUACAGGUGUUCUGAAGUUCUGUCUAGUUUGGAAUAAAAAUUGAUGUUAAUCCCUUGA